AUGUCUCUCAGCAAGCACGUCGACCCCGAGGAGCUCAUCGAGCAGGCUGCCGACCACCCCAUCCUCAGCCUCCUCGAGCACCCUGCCGGCAAGCGCGCCCAUGCUUACCACUCUGGAGCCCACGCAGGCCGCUACGUCACCGAACCCAUCCCCAAAUACAAGAUCCCUCAAAAGGGCACAAACGCCGAUGCCACCUACCAGCUUCUCAACUCGGACCUCAGCCUCGAUGGUAAGCCCACCCUUAACUUGGCCUCCUUCGUCCAUACCUGGAUGCCCGAACAGGCCACCAAGCUCAUGACCGAGACCAUGAUGAUCAACAUGUGCGAUCAGGACGAGUACCCGGCUACGAUGGCAAUCCACGCGCGCUGCGUCUCGAUGCUCGCCGACCUCUGGAAGGCUCCCACCGAGAAGGACGAGAACGGAAAGCGAAAGCCCGCCAUGGGUGUCGCUACCACCGGCUCUUCCGAGGCCAUCAUGCUCGCUUGUCUCGCUGCCAAGAAGCGCUGGCAGCACAGGAUGAAGGCCCAGGGCAAGUCGUUCAAGGAGCCCGGUCCCAACAUGGUCUUUGGAUCCAACGCUCAGGUCGCUAUCGAGAAGUUCGCCCGUUACUUUGACGUUGAGGAGCGCCUCGUCCCCGUCAGCCACGAAUCUCGCUACUGCCUCGACAUCAACAAGGCUAUCGACAUGGUUGACGAAAACACCAUCUGCGUCGUCGUCAUCCUCGGUUCCACCUACACCGGUCACUAUGAAGACGUCGAGGGCAUGAGCAAGUUGCUCGACGAGUACGAGAAGAAGACGGGCAUCUCGAUCCCCAUCCACGUCGACGGAGCUUCGGGUGCCAUGGUCGCCCCCUUUGCCACUCCCGACCUCAAGUGGGGCUUCGAGAUCCCCCGCGUCGCCAGUAUCAACACCUCGGGCCACAAGUUCGGCAUGGUCUACCCUGGUCUCGGAUGGGUGCUGUUCAGGGACAACGAGCAGGUGCCCAAAGAGCUCGUGUUCGAACUGCACUACCUGGGCUCGGUCGAGUACUCUUUCGGUCUCAACUUCUCCCGCCCUGCGCACCCGGUCAUCGGUCAGCUGUUCAACUUCAUCAACCUCGGUUUCGACGGAUACCGCCGCGUGAUGCAGUCCGACCUGCAGAACGCACGACUGCUCUCUCGCGCUCUCGAGAACUCGGGACUGUACGAAGUGCUCUCCGAGAUCCACAAGCCCAUCGAGGCAUCCACCGCUGCCACCUCGGCUGCCGUCGGCGCCACCGAGCUCAUCAAGGAAGCCGGUGCCAAGCUCGCCGGCUCCUCCGACAAACACCACAGCCACCGUCGCGAGACGCUCAACGAACACUCUGCCGAGAUGUACCGCCCAGGACUGCCCGUCGUCUCGUUCCGAUGGUCCGAGUCCUUCCGCUCGCGCAACCCGCAGCUCGAGCAGCGAUGGAUGCAGACGCUCCUGCGUGCCAAGGGAUGGAUCGUGCCCAACUACAACCUCUCGCCCGAUCUGGAGGAUAUCGACAUCCUGCGUGUCGUCGUCAGGGAGAACCUGAGCGAGAGCAUGAUCGAACAGCUCGUCUACGACAUCAUCACCAUCACAGAGAGUCUGGAGAAGGAAGGUAAGGACGGUGGGUACAGGCAUCUCGCAGAGGUGACGAGCAAGCACCACGAGGAGACGACCGGUGGUAAGGAUGGAAAGAACAGUACCGGUCAUCACAAUGCGGCUCAUGAUAAGCACAGGGGCGGAUUGCCAAAGGGCAGCGGUGUCGAGGCUGUCGGAUAUGCCAAGCAGUGUUGA
Molecule: messenger RNA, 1785 nt
Organism: Pseudozyma hubeiensis SY62
Lineage: Eukaryota; Fungi; Basidiomycota; Ustilaginomycetes; Ustilaginales; Ustilaginaceae
Product: glutamate decarboxylase
Exons: 1
Coding region: 1-1785 (594 amino acids)
Biological process (GO): L-glutamate catabolic process
Cellular component (GO): cytosol
Molecular function (GO): glutamate decarboxylase activity; pyridoxal phosphate binding
Source: RefSeq, a predicted model, not a curated record